Talaromyces stipitatus ATCC 10500 is the source of this 501-nucleotide messenger RNA. RefSeq lists its product as uncharacterized. The coding region runs from base 1 to 501 and encodes 166 amino acids. Lineage: Eukaryota; Fungi; Ascomycota; Eurotiomycetes; Eurotiales; Trichocomaceae. Gene Ontology annotation, biological process: SRP-dependent cotranslational protein targeting to membrane. The record is from RefSeq and is a predicted model, not a curated record. Gene Ontology annotation, cellular component: signal recognition particle, endoplasmic reticulum targeting. The transcript is spliced from 2 exons.
AUGCCAUACUUACCCACACCAAACGCAUUUCUGGAGCAAUCCUCGCUCUUAUUAGAAGCAUAUCCCGACGAUACAAGAAUAACAACCAAAUACUCCUAUCCCAACCCAUCGAAUAAAAAUAACACUCACAAAAUCUCAAAACGACAAUCCUCAAAAACUACACCCAAUACCGAAGAAUCAAUCAUACCAAAGUCUACGACGACGACAUGCGCAACCCUUACACUCAAAACAUAUAAUCCUGUAACGGGGAUAUGCUUGAAAUAUAAGACGAAUAAAGCCGCGGAAGUUGGGAGAUUGAUUUCUGGAUUGGGGAAAUUGGGUGCUGGGGUGAAGAUUACUUCUGCUACGGAGGAGCCUGUUGCUACUACUGCGGCCGCGGCGACGGAGGGAGAGAGUAGUGAGGUGCCGGUUCAGAUUCAGGCUGCUCCUGCUGUUGCUGCUCCCUCGUCAGGAGGUGGAGGUGGUGGUGGGAAAAAGAAGAAAGGAAAGGGGAAGAAAUGA